Messenger RNA from Oppia nitens, 1713 nucleotides. Its product is annotated as carcinine transporter-like. Gene Ontology annotation, molecular function: transmembrane transporter activity. NCBI's taxonomy places the organism in Eukaryota, Metazoa, Arthropoda, Arachnida, Sarcoptiformes, Oppiidae. The transcript is spliced from 8 exons. The record is from RefSeq and is a predicted model, not a curated record. Gene Ontology annotation, biological process: transmembrane transport. Gene Ontology annotation, cellular component: membrane. The coding region runs from base 1 to 1713 and encodes 570 amino acids.
AUGAAUUUUGAAGAUAUUUUAGAAGAAGUGGGAGAUUUUGGUUAUUAUCAAAAAAGAGUUGUAUUGUUAUACCUGAUAGCGGCCGCUAUUUUAUUACCACUCUAUUGUAUGACAACUCUUUUUAUGGUAUCAACACCUAAACACUUGUGCAAAGUGUGGCAAUUUAUUAAUUUAACAAUUGAUGAACAAAUAUCAUUAGUUAGUCCGUUAGUAGUGGACAGUUAUGGAGUUAAAAAGCAUGACUCGUGUAAUAUGUAUGAUAUUGAUUACGACUAUUUGGCAAAUGUGGCCAAUAUUUCAAUAUAUAAACAACACAUGAAUUUAACUGAACUACCGAUCAAAUCGUGUACUAAUGGCUGGGUAUACGACACCACCAAUUAUGACGCCACUGCCGCUACUGCCUUAGAUCUAGUAUGUGAUAGAAGUCAAUAUGUCAAUUUGGCACUAAGUAUUGGAAGUAUCGGUACAAUAAUUGGAACUCCAUUUUUUGGAUGGCUGUCCGAUAAAAUAGGAAGAAGAAAGACCUUUCAGGUGACUGUUUUUGUUUGCAUUAUAUCAACAAUGAGUCCAACUAUUCUUAGAGAUACCACAAGUUUUCUUAUAUUUCGUGCUAUUAAUGGACUAUUAUUGCCAUCAUUUUAUCAAUUGCCAUUUAUUAUACUUAUUGAAUCGGUGGGUCCGCGCGCUCGCACUAUCAUGAAUUCAGUUGCAUGUUUAGCAUGGGUUGGAGGUCAAUGUCUAUUAGCACUGAUAGCUUAUCUGACCCGAGAUUGGGUGCUAUUGAAUAUGAUUUCUUCGGCAACUAUUAUCAUAUUUUUUCUUUACUGGAAAAUACUACCGGAGUCUCCGCGAUGGCUAAUAGUUAAUAAUAAAUACGAAGAGGCAGAGAAACAAUUACUGGAAAUGGCAAAACUUAAUGGCAAACCACAACCACAACAAUUAAUAUCAAAAUUGAAAAGUGUCAGCAAAUCUUUGACUUCAGAUGAGAGCGAAAAGGUAGACAACGCUAUAAUGGUAUUCAUGAGGAAUCCGGGUCUCAGAAGAAACAUAUUUAUAUUGACGAGUAAUUGGGUUUGUUGUGCGGCAGUCUAUUACGGAAUUCAACUUAAUUUAUAUAAUUUUUCCGGCAAUGAGUUUCUUAAUUUUUUCCUGUUGUCUGUCGUUGAGUUCCCGGCCUAUCUGGUCGGUUGGUUCGCAAUUGAAACCCGAUUAGGCCGUCGCUGGACUUUCUCAAUGUUUUUAUUUCUAUGCGGUAUAUCAUUGUGUGUGCCAUCGCUGUUUCCGCCCGAGUAUUCAACAUUUACCACAAUUAUGGCAAUGAUUGGUAAAUUUUGUAGUACCUUAUGUUUUAUGGUAGUUUACCAACAGGGGGCUGAAAUGUACCCCACGGCCAUUAGGAAUCAGGGACUGGGCGUAGGCUCCAUGAUCUCAUCAUUGGCCACAUUUAUUAUACCACACGUCAUAUAUCUGGCACCGAUUUGGGUAUCAUUAUUCAUAAUGGGAUUACUUUCAAUUAUAUUCAGUGUAAUCAGUACUUUAUUACCCGAGACAUUGAAUGUCAAUUUACCGCAAACUAUACAAGAAGGCAAUAUAUUUGRCAAAAAUCAAAAAUAUUUCUCUCUCGCAAACACCAAAACAAUCACAAGAAUUGAGACCAACACCGAUGGCAAAGAAAUGAGAAAUCUUUCAUUUGUUAACUCAAAUAACAAUUAA